Messenger RNA from Vicia villosa (hairy vetch), 693 nucleotides. RefSeq lists its product as uncharacterized. The transcript has a single exon. Bases 1 to 693 code for a protein of 230 amino acids. Lineage: Eukaryota; Viridiplantae; Streptophyta; Magnoliopsida; Fabales; Fabaceae. The record is from RefSeq and is a predicted model, not a curated record.
AUGAUUUCGGUCGUUAAGGGGCGGUUGGAGAAUUUUGAUGGUUGGUCGGAAGGCAAAGAUUUCGUGGUGUGGCAUGGAAAUUCGGAGUUGGGUUUUUCCGUUGCUUCGUAUUAUGCCUUUUAUGAGAGAUUGUGCAUUCCCUUCGGUCCUCAUAAGAAGUAUAAAAAAGUUUUUGGGCUAGUGUGGAAGAUGGAAGUGUCGUUCAAAAUCAAGGCCUUUGGUUGGAGACUUCUUCAUAAUAAGCUACCCACUAAGGAUCUCUUGGUUCUUAGAGGUAUUUCUUUCUCCUUGGAUAAUUUAAAUUGCAUUUUGGGUGGUAGUUGUUCAGAGAAUAGGAAGCAUUUCUUUUUUGGUUGUUGGGUGCUAAAUAAGGUUUGGAGUGAAAUUGCUUUUUGGGUGGGUAAGGAGGAUAGUAGGGAGGAAGAGUGUUGGCCGAAUUUUAUAGAUUGGUACCUUUACUUUCGUAGUAAUAAGGUGAAAGAUAGAAAAUUGGGUGUUUUGUGGCUAGCUACUACUUGGACCCUUUGGUUGCUAAGGAAUGGGGUGUGUUUCCGGAAGGAUAGUUGGAGCGUUAAUAAUAUCGUUUGGAACAUAAAGUUUCUAGUUUGGAAGUGGUCUUUUUGUGGGAAAAUUACUCACCCUAAUUACUCCUUUUACGAGUUUUGGAAGGAACCGUUGUUUUUUCUCUUGUAA